GCCAUUGGAUAGACCCGCAGCAGAUGCCAUCCUCUCGGUCUCAAAUUACACUGGUACAGUCCAUCCCCUCAUCGCGCUUAUAUUUAGCUGAUCACUUGUGCGCUAUAAGCGAGCAAUCCACCUUUUCCGCGCAGUUCAGGGAGAAUACAAACCUGCAUCUUUACAGAUUCCGUCAGUUUUUGAGUUCUUCAUUUCGCCCUUCAACUCCGAGGUGGAAAAAAAACGACGACGCAGCAAGAUGAAUGGGGCCGAAAGAGAAACUCUGUCGGGACUCGGCUGAUUUGUGUUUCAUGUGAAGCGCGUGUGCUGACCUGUUAACGCUCUACACUUGUUGAGAAUAACAAAAGAUCAAACGCUUAUCAGCACAACACUACUGUCCUGCGGGCCGUGAAGGGACAACGAAGGGGCAUUAGAAAUGUCGUCCCGCCAGAGAGCCUCGAGCCGCAGAAGAAACCCUAUCAUUGUGUUAGCCUGCUGCCUGUUGGUUAUCCUGAUCGUCGUCAUCGCUUUAAUUCUGAUUUUUAUUCAUAAGGAACGCACAAGCGCAAAGGGCACGACUAAAAACCUGGAUGUCAUUAUGGUCAACAGAUGCCGUGAAUAUGUUAAGAAGCACGAGAGUCCGGGUUCUUAUGACUGUGAGGAAAUUAAAAAAAGAUUUCUUAACUCAGUAAUUGGAAAGGAUCCUUGCAAUAUUACAAUGAAUGAUUAUGAUUUAUUUAUUGAAGCAGCACGACAGAACAUAUCAUGUAAUAAGUUUCUUUUUUGGAGCAAGACAAAGGAAUUUACCCAUUAUGUCUCCAAUAAUUCUAAGCCCAUUAAUGGUUCAAAAUGUUUUAUGACUUUGGAAGAUUCUCUUGUUGGUUACAUGAUGGAUGGACUGAAAUGGUGUAGCAGAGUAGGUAUGAAAGGAAUGGAUUAUACUUCUUGCCCUGGCUGGACAGACUGUGAAUUGAAUUCCGUAAAGUCCUUUUGGAAAAGAGCUUCAUCAUAUUUUGCCAGCAUUGCCUGUGGUAAUGUUUCUGUGAUGUUAAACGGUUCCAUUAGCAACCCAUUCAGUAAUAACAGUUUGUUUGCAAGUGUUGAAACCCGGAAACUAAACUCAAAGAAUGUUGAUGAAGUUAAUAUUUUGCUUGUUGACAGUCCACCACACAGGAACAUGUGUGAAAGCAGUUCUAUACAUGAAUUAAGAAGUGUUUUGUCAGGAUCCAAAAUAACAUCGAAGUGUAUAGCUCUAAAAAGCACAGAGGUGAAGCAGUGCAUCAGCAGCGCACAGUCCUGUAACUGUUUUUAAUUUCUGGAAAUGAAACCAAGGCACUGAAGUUACCAUGGGACCUUUGUAAUCGUGUUCAUUUUUACUGAGUCAAAUAUGUUGAAAGAAUCUUGUAUUUGAUAUUUUAUAAUGUGUUCAGACUUGUAUAGAAAUGUGAACUUUUUGUAGCAUCUAACAUUUUGCAAAAUUAAAAUUGCAAAAAAAAAGAAAUGACGGUAAAAUUUUUGUCCUUGUUUACACUGUUUGUAGAAUUUAUUUUUGAGGGUUUUUUAUUAUUAAAAUGGACUAAUGUAAAUUUCAAUUAAAUGCACAUUUUCUUAUAGAAGCAAUUGUUUAAGUCUAUUUCUUCAUAUAUAGGAUUCCAAAACUUCACAUGUACAUUGAUCUAAGCUAUAAGAUUUGCAUUACAAGGGAAAUUGGCUAUGUAAGUAACACAUAUCAGUAACUAUACAUUCUUGCUCCUCCUCAAAGAAUGAGAAUAAUAAUAAAAAAGUAGUUUUCUUUACUUUUAAGCACUUUACAUUUCUAAAUCAAAACAGAAAUCCCAAUUCCUAAUUUUAUAAUUCUUUUUAUCCUGUUUAUUAAAUCAAUGCUGAUUUUUAAUACUGUGAAGCAGAAUAAUAAAUGUGAACAUAGCUGCUGUAACAUAGCACCUUAUGUCCAAGAACGGUUUGUUUACAAUAACAAAAGAAUGUAAAGAUCCGAUGUAUUUUAAUAAAAAGUUUAUUUAGUAAAUACA
This is a messenger RNA of Polypterus senegalus (gray bichir), 2009 nucleotides long. RefSeq names its product ADP-ribosyl cyclase/cyclic ADP-ribose hydrolase 1. Gene Ontology annotation, molecular function: phosphorus-oxygen lyase activity; NAD+ nucleosidase activity. NCBI's taxonomy places the organism in Eukaryota, Metazoa, Chordata, Cladistia, Polypteriformes, Polypteridae. The record is from RefSeq and is a predicted model, not a curated record. Bases 416 to 1291 code for a protein of 291 amino acids. The transcript has 8 exons. Gene Ontology annotation, cellular component: plasma membrane. Gene Ontology annotation, biological process: positive regulation of B cell proliferation.